Macrosteles quadrilineatus (aster leafhopper) is the source of this 511-nucleotide messenger RNA. RefSeq names its product crustapain-like. NCBI's taxonomy places the organism in Eukaryota, Metazoa, Arthropoda, Insecta, Hemiptera, Cicadellidae. The record is from RefSeq and is a predicted model, not a curated record. Bases 100 to 378 code for a protein of 92 amino acids. The transcript is spliced from 4 exons.
UUGAUUAGCUUUUUCAUUAGUCAACUGAUAAACUCAUCACGACUAUAAAUUGGUCGCAAUCAAAAAGUCCAGUUAUCUUGUACUUGUGUGAAAACUAAGAUGAAGCUGUUAUUGUUGUUCACUCUUGUUGCUUUGGGCUGCGCAGGACACAUCACCUACUCUCAGGAGGAGGAGGAACAAUGGGAACGCUUUAAGAUUAAGUAUAACAGAGUAUACGCUAAUGAGGUGGAAGAGGAAUAUAGGAAGGCAAUCUUCAUUGCCAACCUUCACGAUAUCCGUGAACACAACCAAGCCUACGAACGAGGAGAAACUACCUUCACAGAAGGAAUCAACGAUUUCGCUGACUGGACCGGCGAGGAGUUGAAGAGGGUGCUUUGAGUGAUACUGCCACACGAGAAGCGGAGCUAAGUAAAGAAGACUACUGGGGGUGGAGGACGCCUAUGGAAAAGUAACGUCUGUACACUUGUUAUGGCAAAAGAGAACGGCCAAAAACCUGGAUUUGUUACUGUUU